AUGCGUUCAUCUCUACGCUCCAUCUCGGCCUGCGCCUUCCUGUUCGUCAAUCUCUUCUCUCUCAUAAACGCCUCCCCCGCCUUACACUCAAACGCUCUCGAACCACGCAAAGUUGGGCGCGGAGGUGGCGGUGGUGGAGGUCACAGCGAUGAUGAUAGCGGUGGUGGCAGUUCAGGAGGAAGUUCAGGAGGAAGUUCAGGAGGAAGUUCAGGAGGCUCCAAAACCGGAUCAAGCUCAACCAACGUAUUGCUUUUCAGUGGGGGUGAUUACGGCUCAUUACGCGGAAAUUGCCAGAUGGGCGAUGAUGGUAAAUGUUACGGCCAGGAUCAAGCAACAGGCAACGGCAUCACUUGCAACGGACAGGGCACUUGGUACACCGUCACCGCAAGUAACAUCAGCGUUGCCUGCGCCCACUUCAACUACAACAGCAGCGCCUACAGCCAGGGCCAGAGUUGGAAUCAGACCACUACCAACUCUGGGGGACCCCUGGUCAAUGAACAGGGCCAGCAAAUGUCGAUCUACUGGUCGGCGCAAUUCGACGGGGCCGACAACGCAACGCCGGCAGCAUGUGAAGGCGCUCUGGGUGAUUUGGUAACGGCAUGCGCGAGUACGAAUAAGGACUCCGAGGGCGGGCUGUACAAUUUCGUAGGCGACACUGCGGCUUAUGGGGUUAAUUUCACGACUAGUUACUGUGGCUGUUAG
Molecule: messenger RNA, 702 nt
Organism: Letharia columbiana
Lineage: Eukaryota; Fungi; Ascomycota; Lecanoromycetes; Lecanorales; Parmeliaceae
Exons: 2
Coding region: 1-702 (233 amino acids)
Source: RefSeq, a predicted model, not a curated record